Molecule: messenger RNA, 1059 nt
Organism: Octodon degus (degu)
Lineage: Eukaryota; Metazoa; Chordata; Mammalia; Rodentia; Octodontidae
Product: apolipoprotein L6-like
Exons: 3
Coding region: 1-1059 (352 amino acids)
Biological process (GO): lipid transport; lipoprotein metabolic process
Cellular component (GO): membrane; extracellular region
Molecular function (GO): lipid binding
Source: RefSeq, a predicted model, not a curated record
AUGGAGUUACAUGAUGGAAACCUGACAGCUGAAGAAAUAAAAUUUUUGCAAGAGUUUCCUGAGUGGAAAAAGGAGCAAGAAAAGUAUAUCACAACACUUCGUGCCUUUGCAGAUGAUGCUGACAAAAUGCACAAAAAAUUCACCAAGUCCAAAGUGGUGUCCAGUUCUGUCACUGUGGCCUCUGAAGUUGCGAACAUUGUGGGCUUAGCCCUCGUGCCCGUAACAGCAGGAGCAAGCCUGCUACUCUCCACUGCCAGCAAAGGUGUGUCAGCAGCAGCUGUAGUUAGCACAAUGGUGACAGAGUUUAGAGAGAAGUCUCACAAUAAAAAACUCCGUGCUCAGGCCAGUAUCCAAGUGCCCGUGGGUGACCACGAGCCCAAAGAACCAGCAGAAAAGCAGUCAGCCCACCUCUCGCCUGCUGGUCAGGCUCUGUACAGGUGUGGGAGAGCCCUGCAGGUUAUCAAGAAAGGCAUCCGGGCCCUCUGGCCUAUCAAAACCCAGCCACACUCGGGCACUUCUGUCAAGCAUCAUCGGACUUCUGGUAAAGUCUCGGGAGCUGCGAGAACACAAAUAGCAAAGUCCAGUCCGGGCAAAGCGCUGACUGUGGCCAAACUAGCUCGCAUGAGCGUUAGAGCCUUCGCUUCUAUGUCUCUUAAUGAGGGUAUGUCUGCUCUCUGGAAGAACUGGAAGCAACUGAGAGAUGAAUCAAAAGCCGAGCUUGCAGAAGAACUCAGGGCCCAAGCUCGGGAGCUGGAAGAGGUGCUGGAACAAUACAGCAAAUGCUACGAUGCACUACUGAAAAAGGGAACAAACCAGUACCUCUGUACAGAAAUAAACCUGAAAGACCCGAUGCAAGGUGGUCUGCAGGCUGACGUCUGCAUGGCGCUCAAAAGGGUGGUGCGGGUGUUUGAUGAUGAUGAUGACUUUGAUCUUGGCCGUAUGAACCAAAAUUCCUGUGACAGUCAAAUGGAGCAAGAAUCGACUGAUACAGGCACAGGGAAUGCAGACCUCCUUGAUUCAGAUGACCAAAAAACCCCAGCAAUGCGAGUACAUAUUUGA